AUGUUCGUUGGAAGUGAAUUUAAUGAUGCAAUUGCAAGUAUCAGCGAGAGUGACGCAUGGAUUGUGCAUCCCAUACCUGGUUAUGUUGUCAAAUUCAAGGAAGUAGAAUCCAAUUGUCGCACGCUGUUAAUGAAAGAGAAAUGUAAACUUUUUUUAAAUAUUUGUCAUUGCGCACAAUUACCCCCUCCGGAGAAUCUCAGUGAGGACGAAGUUGCAAAAUUGUUGGAUUCAAGUGAUUCCUCAAGGUAUCGUAUACCGUUAUGUGUUGGUGAUAUUGAAGUGGUCUCAGACAGAAGAGGAGAAGAUUCUGUAAAGAUAGAUGUAAUUAUCAAUUCUACGUUUUAUUUAACGCAGCUCGAAAAGAGUGAAUUCUUCCGACAGUUAUUGCUACUAGUUGUUUCAGAAGCGGUUGAAAAGAAACAUGGUAUUAAUAUUGAUGUAAAGGGAGCAAUAAGAUUAAAAAAUCGAAAGUGUGUGGGCGAUUUGAGCGCUCAGAGAAUACGAAAAAAGCCGCAAGAGGCAUUUAUAAGGGAAUUAGAGUCAGUAAAACAAUCGGAUGAAUCGAUCUAUGAGCAACAUUGUCUUCCAAAGAAUUGCUUACUUCUUCUUCGAAAUGGCAAAGAGCUAGAAGUAAACUUGAAGUUUGCUAAUGUGGAACCACCGAUAGAAAAUAGUGACAGGUUGAAUAUUCGGAUGAAUGAUGACCACUUGUUAAUUAUUCUUGAUCGGAAACAAACAAUCUUGGAUAUUUAUUUUCCAAUAAAGGUAGAUUAUAAACGAGUUAAAGUGAAACUAUUAUCAAGUGAAGGUAUACUACGGAUAUUGGUUCCUGUUGUUUGGUGA
Cercopithifilaria johnstoni is the source of this 843-nucleotide messenger RNA. NCBI's taxonomy places the organism in Eukaryota, Metazoa, Nematoda, Chromadorea, Rhabditida, Onchocercidae. The record is from the annotation of a GenBank genome assembly.